AUGAAAUACGCCUCGACGACACGCUUGGUCGGACCUGUUGCGUCGCAUGCUGCAGCCUUGCGUGUGGUGUCAGUGGGCACUGGAGCGGCCAUGCGCAUCCGGACGCCAUGGUUUGAAGUCAGGAUCGUUUUCACAAACUUGUCUGCAUCUGCAUGUCAAGAAAUGGGUGUGGAAGAAGGCACUUUUGCCAAAGACCAAUCAAGAGACGUAUUGAAGCGUUUGGGCGGUGCCCUUUCCGUCGAAGGUCCCGGCAGCCCUCUCACUGCCACCAUCUCCUUGCCAUUGACUGUCGAAUCCAAUGAGUCGGAAGAGGCACCAACUCCCGGGGCCUUGUCUCAGACUGCGGAGGAGCCCUGUGGCCUAACCCCUGCGUCGCUGAAGCAUCUGAAGCGCCAGCGCGACGUGUUGAGCGAAGAGAAGGCACGACUUCAGUCAGAGUUUAUCGAGGUGGUGAAGCAGCUGAAGGAGCUGAAGCAGCAGCUGCCUCAGCUAAAGCAACAAGUGGAGGAAGCGCUGGAGGAAAAGCAACGGCUGGAGACCAAGCUGGCUGACAUGGAAAAGCGUGCUGAAGAGGCUGAGAAGAAGAAUCAGGAGUUGGAGGCCAUGGUGCUGCAGCGCGACGCCGAGAUCGAUCGCCUCAAAAAGGCUUUGGCAGAGCAACGGCAGCUCACGGAGGAGGUGUGCCAGGCAGCAGCGCGAAAGAAUGAAGAAAUGGAAAAAGAGAAGCAGAAGGCUCUCCAGGAGCUGCGGGACAUGGUGGAGCGCGUGAAGGCCGAGAACGAGCAACUACGAAGGGAGCAGCUGGCGCAAGCUCAACAGCACGAGGAGAUGAAACGGAAUGUGGUGGUAGCCAUGGCCGCAGCGGAGAAGGCGAUGCAGAUGCACCAGCAGCACAGCACUCAGCUGGAAGUGCUCCGGGCGGCGAAAUUAGCGGAGGCCAUCAAUCAGAAGGUCGAACUACAUAUCGCAGUGCCCAAAGUGACUCUGACCUACAACAACGCGCCACCUUUGUUGAUCAGUGUAGCUGCAGCCCUGGGCGAAGAUCGCCUGCACAACUUUUUAGAUAAGGAGGUGUUUUCUCACUUCGAUCCCUUGUGGGUGCGCUUGGAUGGCUUGGAUCAUGCGCCGGACGGCUCUUCGAAGAAGGCCUACUCCUCGCGGAUGCUGGACAGGCUCACGCAGGCGGUGAAGACUUUCCUGGCGCGCUCGCAAGGUGAAUCUGAGGGCACAGAGAAGGACGGUGGACAAGGAUGCAUUGGUGGUCACAAUGUGAGACGUCCCCCGCACCCUUGCGCCAGCGCGAUGAUCAUCCAUUUUAGGACUGACAAUGCUCGGUCUAUCCAAGCGCUGAAAGCUCCCAGAAGCAUUGUCGAACAGCACAGAAGGCCAAUCAGCCCUUUGCAGUUGUGUUUGAUCGUGGUGAUCUGCCUGGAUUCGGUCGUCUUUGGACUUUUCCAUGUUCCCAUGCUGGAGGAGAUGCUUUGGCAGAUCUUGGUCACAACAAUCUUUGGCCUGACUGUAGUUCUAAUGAUCAGCGCUGGUGUGCAUGUUGCCAUCACCGAUCCCUCCCAUCCGGAUGUUCCAUGGAAGAAUGGUAAGCUGACGGAGGCGGGCUCCUUCGAUGCUGUCGGCUCCAACUCGCUGGUGUGUUGGACGUGCCGGGUGCGUCAGGAGUGGCGAACUGAGCACUGUAACACCUGCAACAGGUGUGUAUCGAAGUUCGACCAUCAUUGCAUUUGGCUGAACAAUUGUGUUGGUCAACGAAAUUAUCAUAGCUUCUGGAUUGCCAUGGUCUCCGCUACCAUGAUGUUAGCUACCUUCAUCCUCACGGGCCUCUUCCAGCUGGUGAAGUUGUGCUCCAUGAGCGAGGCAGACACCAAGGACUUUCUCGACGAGGCCUUUGAAUUUCCCGUAGUAAAGGAUAGUGUGAUGAUAGUCAUGUCAAUCGUGCAGAUCGUGAACCUUCCGUUGCUGCUGCUGGUGGGAACGCUGCUCAUUUUCCACAUUUGCAUCGUGCGGAGGGAUCUCACGACCUUGGAAUAUAUCUUGGCCCACAUCUCCUAUGAUCGGGCCAUGGAGGCUGAGUCGGAUGCGCCCACCUUACAGGAUGGAUCGCGCUUUUCUCCACUGCCGCGUUGUGUGGAUUGGGUGGUUUACCGCCCGCGCCGCUCAAAGAAACUCAAGGUGGUUCCACAACCGGCUGAAGCGGCUGAAGCGGCAGAAGUCGCUAAGGAUCAGUUUGAGGAUGGUGUGAAGACAUCCGUCCCAAGCCAGGCGGCCACAGACUCAGAGUCUGUGACCCGCGCCCAAGCUUCACCCGGUGGCCAGGCAGCCGGCGGUGGGGACAGUGACAUCCUGGCAUGA
This is a messenger RNA of Cladocopium goreaui, 2364 nucleotides long. The record is from the annotation of a GenBank genome assembly. NCBI's taxonomy places the organism in Eukaryota, Dinophyceae, Suessiales, Symbiodiniaceae.